UCACACGGGUACCCACACAGCCUUGGUACUAGAACUGCAACUGCUAGUAGCUAGCACGGCCAUUGAAGCAAGAAACUUGCAGCUGCUCCCACUCGUGCAGCCAUGAUCAAGCUGAGGUACUCCAAGAGGCUCUUCAAGAGGAGGCCCUCGUCGAAGCAGGCGGCCGCUUGCGGCGGCGGCAAUGGCGGCGCGGCUGGUGGCGGCGCCGGGGAGAUAGAGUGGGAGGUGAGGCCGGGAGGGAUGCUGGUGCAGAAGAGGGAUGGGAAGGGCGGCGAGGAGGUGAUCGUCGUCAGGGUGUCCACCGGCUUCUCCUGGCAUGAUGUGUCCAUCAGAGCCACCUCCACUUUUGGGGAGCUGAAGCUAAUGCUGUCCAUGGUGACUGGUCUAGAGCCCAGGGAGCAGAGGCUGCUAUUCAGGGGCAAGGAGAGGGAGGACACCGACCACCUCCACAUGGUCGGGGUGAGGGACAAGGACAAGGUGCUUCUUCUCGAGGACCCUGCCCUCAAGGACAUGAAGCUCCGGGCCCUCGCAGCCCAAGUCGUGCAGAGUCCAUGCCAGCCUUUUAUCCAAGUGUAGCCUGGCCCGGCCCGGCCUGUUGUUGUUCUAUCAGUACUACUUACUAGAUCAUGAACCGUACUAUUUAGUCCAGCGUGAAGGUAAUUUUAAUUUCUGGAAGGUUUUUUAUAUCCAGAAUCCGAGGGUAUUUGUUCUCCAAACCCCUCUUAGUCCACUCUUAGUGCCGCUCCAUGGAAGGGCUAAGGAUCCCUGAAGGUGAGAGUGAGAGCGCCUUUUAAUCAUGUAGUUAGUUGCAAGUGCCAGCCAUGUUGGUUGUGAACUUGUGAUGUGAUGUUAAGCCUGGUGUUGGGCUUUUUUUAUGGUCCCUACUGCUUUGGUCAUUUCUCAUUCCAACAAUCCAGUAUGGGUCAGGAUAGGAAUGAGAAAGAUUGUAUGUAUCUUGUGUUCCUGUUCCCAAUGAGUGGAUGAAACCAAGUGUGUCCCUUUUCCAUGA
Messenger RNA from Panicum hallii, 1009 nucleotides. Its product is annotated as BAG family molecular chaperone regulator 1-like. The record is from RefSeq and is a predicted model, not a curated record. The coding region runs from base 103 to 576 and encodes 157 amino acids. Gene Ontology annotation, molecular function: protein binding. The transcript has 2 exons. NCBI's taxonomy places the organism in Eukaryota, Viridiplantae, Streptophyta, Magnoliopsida, Poales, Poaceae.